AACAUUGGCCGUGUUGAUGUCGUUCCACGGGCAACUAGCAAAGUUCUGCCUGUCGUCAUCGGGCGGAGAAAGCGCUGCCUAAGCCCAGUGCGUACCGCGAGGUACCCGAGAUGUUGCGAUUGGGCCAGGGUCACUGCCUCUGGUACAUUAGCGCAACCUCUGGAGCCGCACAGCAACUCUUGCCCCUCGCUGAUUACGAUUAGGCACGAUACAGGCACAUACAUGCUCCAGCUUAGAGCAGUACCUACGAUACAGCGCCUUGUGCUUUAUGCUCUGCGCCGCCUUGAUCGUCUUGACGCAUCUGCAUUCAAACAAGUUAGGCAUCUCGAUUUGCAGCUCUCACUUUCCACCGUUACUUUUUUUUUUUUUUUUCCUUCCUUAGAGCUUCCAGGCCUGGGAACCCGCAGCAGAAACAGUAGAUUUGUCAGAGAUUCACAGCAUUUCACGGGCCGCGGCGGCGUUGAUGAGCCAUCGAUCGGUCUCUUGCGCACAAUAAAUCUUCCGCCGCUUCCUAUUUUUUGCUGUGCUUCGUCUUCCGCCACCGUCUUGAAGAUCGCACACUCGCACAGCCACCGUUACCCCUCAAGCUUUCUCUACACAUCACAAGCUCCCCAAGCAUGGCCGACGUUGAGAUGAGCGACGCCCCAGUGGCCGCCAAGAAGGCCGACGGCGUCAGCGCCAAAGGGGGUGAUAAAAAGAAGUUUGAGGUCAAGAAGACUGACGGGAAUAGUGGAACGCCGUUGCGCUCUGGGCGUGGGACAUCGUCGUCGACA
Molecule: messenger RNA, 773 nt
Organism: Trichoderma asperellum CBS 433.97
Lineage: Eukaryota; Fungi; Ascomycota; Sordariomycetes; Hypocreales; Hypocreaceae
Source: RefSeq, a predicted model, not a curated record